AUGACUGACAGAAGAAGAAUCAAUGGGCCGCCCAGCGGCACGCGGCCUCCGGUCUUUGCUUCCUCUAUCAAGUCCACCUCCGUCACCACAUCAGAGCGACCCCAGCGUCAAAGACAGCCAAAUGAGCUGCGGAAGAUAUACCUCAAAACCGGGUUAAUCCCUUCAGCCUCGGGAUCUUCUUACCUAGAAUUCGAACCAUCAGCUUCUCUUUCUGCUGCGCGGGCAUCGCCUAAAUCCUUGAUUCCUCCAUCCUCAGCCUUGAAGCUCGCAUGUACCGUUCAUGGGCCCAAACCUCUCCCACGAUCUGCCACAUUCUCCCCCAACCUCGUCCUGACAACACACGUCAAGUAUGCGCCAUUUGCUGCCAGGAAGCGGAAAGGACAUAUCCGCGAUGCUAGCGAACGGGACCUAGGCGUGCAUUUAGAGACCGCUCUCAGGGGCGUGAUCGUUGCAGAGAGAUGGCCAAAGAGUGGACUCGACAUCACCAUUACCAUCCUGGAAGCAGAAGACGAUCGCUGGUGGGGAGACGCUCCCGACUCUCAUGAUGCGCCCUGGGGCAUGAUGAAUGUCCUAGCAGGAUGUAUUACUGCUGCAUCCGCAGCUAUCGUGGAUGCACGGAUUGACUGCCUGGAUCUUGUGGCAGGAGGAGUAGCAGCGGUGGUGUGCGAUGAAUCUGCUGAUGGAGAAGCGGCCGCCCCGAAACUGGUGCUGGAUACGGAUCCCGCGGAACAUCGGUCUAUUCUGUCUGCUUGUGUCGUUGCUUAUAUGCCUGCUCGCGAUGAAAUCACUGAGAUCUGGCUCAAAGGGGAUACUUCAAAAGCGUCUGUGGGGGGCGACGACAAAAACCUCGCGCAUGAGGCGCUGAUAGAUGGUGCCGUGGCUGCAGCUCGGGGAGCACAUACCGUUCUCGCUGAAGCUGUCAGAGAGUCCGCCGAGCGGUUUGCUGGCUUGUUAAUGGCUGAAAAUUCUGCAUAA
Messenger RNA from Aspergillus ochraceoroseus IBT 24754, 975 nucleotides. RefSeq names its product 3' exoribonuclease family protein. The record is from RefSeq and is a predicted model, not a curated record. NCBI's taxonomy places the organism in Eukaryota, Fungi, Ascomycota, Eurotiomycetes, Eurotiales, Aspergillaceae. The transcript is spliced from 2 exons. Bases 1 to 975 code for a protein of 324 amino acids. Gene Ontology annotation, biological process: poly(A)-dependent snoRNA 3'-end processing; U4 snRNA 3'-end processing; nuclear mRNA surveillance. Gene Ontology annotation, cellular component: nuclear exosome (RNase complex); nucleolus; cytoplasmic exosome (RNase complex).